UCUCUAAUCAAACAAAGUGAACCGCAAAGCCCUAAUGUAAAACCCUCAGCGUUGUGGUUCUUCAAACACAAAUCGUGGGGAAAUGACUACUUUCAAGAGAGCUUCAAGAGCUCUCACAUCCAAAUUAGCUGCAAUUUAUACUUGCAAUUUUCAUCCGGUAACCUCCUUAUCGCAUUUUUCUUAUACUCAAAAUGCUUCAUUUUGCUCUCGUCCUCGCCAAAACAAUAAAGAAGGAUCAACUAUAGAUUUGAAUCAGUACCUUUCUGAUAACAUUCGUAACUUUUCAAUUAUUGCCCAUGUUGAUCAUGGAAAAUCAACCUUAGCUGACAGACUUCUGGAACUUACUGGAACCAUUAGAAAAGGACAUGGUCAGCCUCAGUACUUAGAUAAAUUGCAGGUAGAGAGGGAACGGGGAAUAACUGUUAAAGCCCAAACAGCAACUAUGUUCCAUCGUCACAAGUUCCUUGGCAGUGACACAGAUUUUUUGUUGAACCUUAUUGACACACCUGGGCAUGUGGAUUUUAGCUAUGAAGUAUCCAGAUCUUUGGCAGCUUGUCAAGGUGCCCUUUUGGUUGUUGAUGCAGCCCAAGGUGUGCAGGCACAGACUGUUGCUAAUUUUUACCUCGCGUUUGAAUCAAACCUGGCCAUAAUUCCUGUCAUAAAUAAAAUUGAUCAACCCACUGCUGAUCCAGAUCGGGUAAAAGCACAGCUCAAAUCCAUGUUUGACCUUAAUCCAAGUGAUGUACUAUUGACAUCAGCAAAAACUGGUCUAGGUCUAGAGCAGGUUCUUCCUGCUGCAAUAGAGAGAAUUCCUCCACCCCCUGGUAAAAGCACUUCACCUUUGCGAAUGCUUUUGCUGGAUUCAUAUUAUGAUGAGUACAAAGGAGUUAUCUGCCAUGUGGCUAUUGUUGAUGGUGCUCUGCACAAGGGUGACAAGAUUUGCUCUGCUGCGACUGGCCAAAGUUAUGAAGUUUCCGAUGUUGGUAUCAUGCACCCAGAACUUGUGGCGACAGGAAUCCUUUUAACAGGUCAAGUUGGAUAUAUAGUCAGCGGAAUGCGUUCAACAAAAGAGGCCCGUGUUGGAGAUACUCUACAUCAUACACGAACAGUUAUACAGCCCCUUCCAGGUUUCAAGCCAGCAAAACAUAUGGUCUUUUCGGGCCUAUAUCCAGCUGAUGGAUCUGAUUUUGAGGCACUUAACCAUGCCAUAGAGAGACUGACGUGUAAUGAUGCCAGUGUCUCUGUAACUAAAGAAAGCAGCACAGCUCUAGGUCUGGGUUUCAGAUGUGGUUUCUUGGGCUUACUUCACAUGGAUGUUUUUCAUCAGCGACUUGAGCAGGAACAUGGAGCACAUGUCAUUUCCACUGUUCCUACAGUGCCAUAUAUUUUUGAGUACUCAGAUGGAAGCAAAUUACAGGUUCAGAAUCCCGCUGCUUUGCCUUCAAACCCCAAAAAUAGACUCAUUGCCUGCUGGGAACCUACUGUGUUAGCUACUAUUAUAAUCCCUAGUGAGUAUGUGGGGUCUGUUAUCACUUUAUGCGCUGAGCGUCGCGGGGAGCAAUUGGAGUACUCAUUCAUUGAUAGCCAGCGAGCUUUCAUGAAGUAUCGCAUGCCUCUGAGGGAAAUUGUUGUGGACUUCUACAAUGAAUUGAAAAGUAUAACAUCAGGAUAUGCUUCGUUUGAUUAUGAGGAUUCAGAAUAUCAGGCUUCGGAUUUGGUGAAGCUGGAUAUUCUCCUUAAUGGCCAACCAGUUGAUGCCAUGGCAACCAUUGUCCACAAAUCAAAAGCUCCACGUGUUGGCCGCGAACUUGUGGAGAAGCUUAAAACGUUUAUAGACAGGCAGAUGUUUGAAAUUAUCAUACAAGCUGCUAUUGGAUCUAAGGUCAUAGCCCGGGAGACGCUUUCUGCUAUGAGAAAAAAUGUUCUGGCAAAGUGUUAUGGUGGUGAUGUUACAAGAAAGAGGAAGUUGUUGGAGAAACAGAAAGAAGGGAAGAAGCGAAUGAAGCGAGUGGGAUCCGUCGAUAUACCCCAAGAGGCAUUCCACGAGUUACUCAAGGUCUCAUGAAGACUAUCUUAAAUGCCUUCUAGAUUUCUAGAUACAAAAGGUAAAUGAAGGAAUUCCUCUAUUUCUUCCCAGUUAAUAAGUGUAUUUGUUUUGUCCCCUUUAGGGGCAGGUUCUUGAUAAUUGAAUAUUGAUAGAAGUUUUAGCAGACAGGGGAGACACUGAUGAGUAGAAAAUGGGAACACUAGACUGACAAGAAAGUUGUAUCACGGGAUUUAAACUCCUCGUCUAAUGAAAAAUUAGUUAGGAGUAGUAAUAAGUGUUAUUCAGUACCAUGUUAGCUCGGUUAACAUAACUGAUUUUUCCUUGCAUAAAGCGUAAGAUGUCGUCAUAUACGAUGAUGGAUACCCACACAGUUGAUGUUGUACAAUCACUAAGUUCCAUUGCACAAGCUACCUUUGUUAGACGAGUGGAUGAAGAUAAAGUUCAACGGGUAUGACUAUAAAACCCCAAUUUUA
Messenger RNA from Solanum verrucosum, 2520 nucleotides. RefSeq names its product translation factor GUF1 homolog, mitochondrial. Gene Ontology annotation, molecular function: GTPase activity; mitochondrial ribosome binding; GTP binding. Gene Ontology annotation, cellular component: mitochondrion. The transcript is spliced from 11 exons. The coding region runs from base 83 to 2065 and encodes 660 amino acids. The record is from RefSeq and is a predicted model, not a curated record. NCBI's taxonomy places the organism in Eukaryota, Viridiplantae, Streptophyta, Magnoliopsida, Solanales, Solanaceae. Gene Ontology annotation, biological process: positive regulation of translation.